Messenger RNA from Chelonus insularis, 4486 nucleotides. It is a transcript of the gene glu, whose product is annotated as structural maintenance of chromosomes protein 4-like. Gene Ontology annotation, cellular component: condensin complex; chromosome. NCBI's taxonomy places the organism in Eukaryota, Metazoa, Arthropoda, Insecta, Hymenoptera, Braconidae. Gene Ontology annotation, biological process: mitotic chromosome condensation. The coding region runs from base 140 to 4240 and encodes 1366 amino acids. Gene Ontology annotation, molecular function: ATP binding; protein binding; ATP hydrolysis activity. The transcript is spliced from 2 exons. The record is from RefSeq and is a predicted model, not a curated record.
CCGUUUUUUGUUUAAGCUUGUAAACAACAUUAAUAAUCUUUCGUCAUAUUAGAAUUUUAUUGUUUAUUACGUAGUGUUUUUUAUUAUUUUUUGUAACUUAACAUACGUAGUGAACAUUAUCAAGUUUGAACUAUAAAAAAUGGCUACAGACAAUCAGCCACAAGAAAGUGAUCUUGAUGAAAGAAUGGAUGUAGAUGAUGCUGAAAAUGCAGAUGAUUCUGAUGAAGAAGGUGGAUUUAGGAUAGAUGAAGAUAUAUAUAUUCCUCCACCACCUGUCAAAUUCAGUCAAGCUAACAAAGAAGUACCACGAUUAAUCAUAUCUCAGAUUGUUAAUAUGAAUUUUAAGAGUUAUGCAGGACAAGUAGUCAUAGGACCUUUUCACGAGUGUUUUUCAGCAAUUGUUGGACCAAACGGAAGUGGUAAAAGUAAUGUAAUUGAUUCAAUGUUGUUUGUAUUUGGCUAUCGUGCUAGUAAAAUCAGGUCUAAAAAGAUUUCUGUGCUCAUUCACAACUCCAAUGAACAUCCAAAUAUCAAUAGUUGUGAAGUAGCAGUUUAUUUUCGAAAAAUUAUUGACAAGGAGGAUGGUGGUUACGAAGAUGUACCAGAUAGUGAGUUUAUAAUAUCAAGAACAGCUUUCAAAGAUAAUUCGUCAUAUUAUGAGUUGAAUAAGAAAAAAGUGCAAUUUAAAGAGAUAGCUAAAAUUUUAAAAAGUGAAGGAAUAGAUUUGAAACAUAAUAGAUUCUUAAUUCUUCAAGGAGAAAUUGAACAAAUUGCAAUGAUGAAACCUAAAGCCCAAAAUGAACAUGAUGUUGGAAUGUUAGAAUUUUUAGAAGAUAUUAUUGGCACAGAUCGCUAUAAAGAACCGCUGGAACGGCUUUUUACUAAAAUGGAAAUUUUAACUGAAAAAGUAGCUGAACGUACUAAUCGAUUAAAAGUUGUUGAAAAAGAACGAGAAAGUUUAAAGGAGCCUAUGGAAGAAGCUGCAGAUUAUUUGAAACUGGAAAAUAUUAUCAUUGAAUUAAGAAAUAAAUUGUAUCAUUGUCAAAAGUAUGAAGUUACACAAACUUUAAAAGAGAAAGAAGAAAAACAAGCAGAAUUGGAAGCGGAUAUUAAUAAACUAAAAGAAGAACUAACUCAAAUUCGCCAAGAGAAAGAUGAAAUUAAUCAAAAUUUAAAAGAAAAAUGUAAAAAGUGGGAUUCUAUACAACAGAAACAAGAUGCAGCGCAAGCAAAGUUUGAUGCAUUAAAAAAACGAGACGAAGCAUUGUAUGCUGAAUUGGUAGCAACUAAUAAAAGAAGAAAAGAAAAUCAAGCAGCUGUUAAAACUGAAGAGAGUAAUUUAGAAGAUUUGAAAAAAGUGCCGCAGAAAAGUGCUGAAGGUAUUGAAGAAUGUGAACAGCUAGUAGAGAAACAGUUAGUGGCUCAAAAAAAAGAAGAAGAAAAGUUACAGACAAUAAUGAAUGGUUUACGAGAAAAGACAGAGCCUUUAUUAAAAGAGAGAGCUGAGUUCGAAACUAAAUUAAUAGAUUUCCGCAAAAAUAUUGAUGAAGCGAAAGCUGCAUUUGAUAUAGCAGAGUCGGAGCUCCAAAUUUAUACAUCUGUAGAGAAAACAGAAAAAGAAAAACUAGAAGUUCUCCAAAAAACGCUCAAAGAAACUAUUGAUACCUUUAAAGAUCGAAAAGAAAAGCUGGUGUCCUUUGAAACGAAAAUUCCAGCCACAGAAAAAAGUUUAGCUCAAGCUAAAAAGAAAUUAAAUGAAUUAAAUAAUAAAGAAAUUGAGUUGAAUAAUAAAUUAAGACAAAAAAGAGUAACUUUUGAAGAUCAAAAGUCAGCUAUGCAUGCUAAUAAAUCUAGAAAUGCAAUUCUCGAUGCUCUCAUGCAAGAAAAAUCAAGUGGAAGAAUUCCAGGAAUCUUUGGACGACUUGGUGAUCUUGGAGCUAUUGACGCUAAAUAUGAUGUAGCUGUUUCAACAGCUUGUAAACCUUUAGACAAUAUUGUAGUAGACACGGUUAACACAGCUCAAGCUUGUAUUCAAUUUCUUCGAGACCACAAUAUCGGUCGUGCAACUUUUAUUCCUUUGGAAAAACAGGAACGUUUUAUUCCAAAUUGUCGUCAAAAAAUUACGACUCCUGAAAAUGUACCAAGGUUAUUUGACCUAAUAAAAGUCAAUGAUGAACGUAUUCUCCCUGCUUUUUAUUAUGGACUUCAAAAUACUCUUGUGGCAAAUGAUGUGGAUCAGGCUACAAGAAUAGCAUAUGGACCUACGCGAUUCAGAGUUGUGACCUUGGAAGGCGAAUUAAUUGAACUUUCGGGAACAAUGAGUGGAGGAGGAAAAUCGGUAGCACAUGGACGCAUGGGACAGAAAGUGAAAAGGAAUGAAUUGAGCCCUCAAGAUCUUGAAAAUCUUCAAACAGAAUUGGACCAAAUUUAUGAAAUGUGCAAUCAAAUAAGGAGAGAUCAACAACCUUUAAAAGAACAAAUUGAAACUUUGACCGUAGGAUUGAAUGAAAUGGUUGUUAAUAAAAAAAAAUUUGCAAUUGAAGUACAAACUUUAGAAAAACAAGGACCAUUAUUAAAAGCUCAAUUAAAAGCUCAAGAGAAAAAGGUAGCUGAAUCUAUAUGUGAUCUUAAAAAAACAGAAGAACUUGAGAAAAAUGUAGAAGUAGCGAAGAAAAAAUUGGAAAAAGUUCAAGAACGAUCGCAAUCCACAGAAGAUGAAGUAAAAAGAAUCAAUCAUAAAAUCGACGAAAUCUCGGGUAAUCGAGUAAAAGAGCAGCAAAAGAUUAUAUCUAAUAUUGUAAAAGCAAUUGAAAAAGCUAAAAGUGAAAUUUGCCGUUUACAAGUGGCAGUGAAGACAGCAGAAAGAAAUUCCCAAAAAACAGAGCAGAAAAUACAAGAUUUAAAGGCAAAUAUAAAAACAUGUGAAGAGAGAUUGAAAGAUAUGCAACGCGAAAGAACAGAAAUUGAAAAUGAAGCUAGAGAAGUUCAGUUCGAAAUAGAUUCUUAUGCAGAAGCAUUAAAUGAAAGAAAUGAAGCAGGUGGAUCUCUUAAAGGAAAAUUAGAAGAAUUACAAACAAGAGAAACCAAAAUAAAAGCUUUGAAAAUUGAUCUUGAUCUAAAAUUUUCUGAUAGUAAAAAAAUGUUGUCUGAGCUGUCACGUAAAAUAGAUGAAUAUAUAAAGAGAAUCAGUAGUUUAAAAUUGAAUCAAAUACUAAAUGAACAAGUACCAGAAUUACCAGAAUUUUCAGAAGAAGAAAUUGAAGGUAUGGAUGGAAGAACAAUUGAAGCAAACUUAAAAGCGGCAAAAGAAAGACUUCCUGAAAAAGCACCCGAUGUGCGGAUUAUCAAAGAAUAUUUAGAAAAAAAUGCAAUAUAUAUGGAAAGAGCUGCUCAACUUCAAGAAGUGACUGAUGAAAGAAAAAAGAUACGAAGUUCUUAUGAUAUGGUCAAAAGACGAAGAAUGGAGGAAUUUUUCGUUGGAUUUUCAGAAAUUACUUCGAAACUCAAAGAAAUGUAUCAGAUGAUAACUCUAGGCGGUGCUGCGGAAUUAGAAUUAGUAGACUCGCUUGAUUUUACUGAAGGGAUUGUCUAUAGUGUCCGACCACCAAAAAAAUCUUGGAAACAAAUUAGUUAUUUGAGUGGUGGUGAAAAGACUCUCAGUAGUUUAGCUUUGGUAUUCGCUCUCCAUCAUUAUAAACCUACACCACUAUAUUUUAUGGAUGAAAUCGAUGCUGCUUUAGACUUUAAGAAUGUUUCAAUAGUAGGAACUUACAUAAAAGAACGAACCCAAAAUGCUCAAUUUACUGUAAUUAGUUUACGUUCUGAAAUGUUUGAAUUAGCAGAUACUCUUGUGGGAAUUUAUAAAACUCAUAAUGCAACGAAAAGUGUUACAGUGAACAUGAAAACUGUUUUUAUAACUAAUCCUGCAAUAGAAAAAUUUGAAACUGAUAGAAAGAAACGAAUGGUUACGACAAAAAAGUCACAAUCAUCACAAUCUCAAUACAGUAAUGAAGCUCCAGUACUACAACCCAUAUCGUUAAGUUGUCCAAACACCAGAGUAUCGUUAUCAGAAAAUAGAUUACCUACUAAGGAAAAUGAUCAGCAAGUUAUUAAUGAAAAUGACCAAAGCGUGAUAAAUAACAGUCGUAAUUCUAAUGAAAGCAAUCACUCAUCGUCACCGAAAAAAGCAGAUUCAUCUCUAACAACUCCUGUUGCUAAAAGACGCAGAUUACAAACCUAAAAGUAUUUUUUAUAGCAAUAUUUAAUUAAAAAUAUUGACAAUAAUCAAAUGAUGAUAAAAAAGAUUGUAAAAGAUGGACAUAAAUAGAAAAAUUUGAAUUUGCAUGUUUAAAUAUCAAGUUGAAAUAUAUUUUUCAACUUUUGUUUAUAAAAGAUAUUAUAUAUGACGAGUUUUAGAGCAAAUUGUUUUUUAACACUAUUGUAACUUAAAGUACGAUAUUUUUCAUAUGAGAUUAGUUUAAUAAAC